GUGGGCACCAGUUGACAAAGUGGAGAUGCAGGCCUAUUUCGGUCUUCUCCUGUUGGCUGGUGUGCACAAGUCUCGAGGAGAAAACACCCUUAGCCUCUGGGGAAAGGAUGGCAGAGACAUGUUCCCAGCAGUAAUGUCAAGGAAGAGGUUCAUCCUUAUAUCCAGGAUGCUCAGGUUUGAUGACCGUGAAACGUGGGGGAACGGUUUAAGCAGGACCAAGACAAGUUGGGACCAAUCAGGGAGGUGUGGGACAUGUGGGUCUCUGCUGUGCAGAAGAUGUGGGUACCUCGCUCAGACGUCUGUGUGGACGAGAUGCUGAUUGGAUUUCGUGGGAGAUGUCCCUUCAGGCAGAACAUGCCUUCAAAGCCUGACAGAUAUGGAUUGAAGGUGUGGGUCCCCUGUGAGUGUGAGACAUCAUACUGCUGGAACCUGCAGUUCUAUCUUGGCAAACCCUCCUCUGCAGCAAAACGUGAAGAGGGCCUGGGAACGCGUGUGGUGAUGGAUUUGACGGCGGGCCUCACAGGAACUGUGACCACAGAUAAUUUUUUUACCUCACACGACCUGGGCCAGCAGCUGCUGGGGAGGGGGAUGGCUCUUGUCGGCACUCUCCGAAAGAGAAGGCACGAAAUCCCGCCACAACUCCUACAGAUGAGGGCAAGGGAGGUGCGGUCAACCAUCUUUGGUUUCACCAAAGACAUCAUGAUCUGCUCCUACGUCCCCAAGGAGCGAAAGACGGUGGUGCUCCUCAGCACCAAGCACCGGCAGCCAGUGGUGAGCGAGGCAGCACACAACAAGCCUCAAGUCAUCCUGGAUUAUAACCGGUGCAAGGGAGCGGUGGAUAACUUGGACAAGGUAUGCCUCACUCAUUUUAUAGAGGGCGACUUCAUACUCUACAUGGAUGCCCUGACCAAGUUGGUGCCUUGGUUCUUUGCCUUGGACCACACCAACUAUGCCAGGUGGAUACCAGUCCACUUGCGUAACAUGAUUACACUGAAAGACACUCAUCCUGAUGCCCUCAGCCAGUUUCUGAAAGGAAACUUUGUAGUUAAGAAAACAACACAUAGCUUCUCUGCUAUUGCCAUUGACCAGGCCCACAAGCAGAACAAUGCCUCUGUGAAAGGUGAUGGUGGUGCCAUGGGCCUGACAGAGAACCAUGCAGCUCUGCAAUGCUGGAUGGUGUCAGGUUCUGAGAUGGCACGUGUGGUUGGAGAGUCUGAGGCCUCGACUGAGAAGAGAAAGGUGACUGACACCCGACACUAUGAGCAGACCAAACAUGAACAGAUAUACUCAGGAUCUUGCUGA
Molecule: messenger RNA, 1302 nt
Organism: Myripristis murdjan (pinecone soldierfish)
Lineage: Eukaryota; Metazoa; Chordata; Actinopteri; Holocentriformes; Holocentridae
Product: piggyBac transposable element-derived protein 4-like
Exons: 7
Coding region: 253-1302 (349 amino acids)
Source: RefSeq, a predicted model, not a curated record